Messenger RNA from Nerophis lumbriciformis (worm pipefish), 2763 nucleotides. It is a transcript of the gene tnk1, whose product is annotated as tyrosine kinase, non-receptor, 1. Gene Ontology annotation, biological process: protein phosphorylation. Lineage: Eukaryota; Metazoa; Chordata; Actinopteri; Syngnathiformes; Syngnathidae. The record is from RefSeq and is a predicted model, not a curated record. Gene Ontology annotation, molecular function: protein binding; protein tyrosine kinase activity; ATP binding.
ACAAAAAUCACUCGUCCACAGGUAGAUUCUCCUGUGAAACUCGCUUGUUGUUGCUCGCUUGGAGUUGGAAGAUAAUUAUUUUUGGGAGCUAUUAUUCAUCGGGGAAGAAAGUGUUUUUCGCGCUAAUAGAAGACUUUCCUGGGAAUUCUGAGAAGAGUUCUGUCAGUCCGGAAGUGGCAGGCCUGCCUGGACGUAUGGCGUGGACCUUUCCUGCAGUCAUGGGUUGGUUGUCACAGGGCGUGUUUGGUUGAGAACUCGCUGUCAACAGCUCACAGAUCACAUACUUUUGGAUGAAAGCCAGAUUGGCAGUGUCCUGCUGAUGGACCAGGACACUCAAUGGCUGUACCAACUCCUGGCUGACGUGCAGCUGGAGAAGUUCUACCUGCGUGUCAGGGAUGGCCUGAAUAUCACGCGAGUCGAGCACUUCGCCUAUGUCAAAGAGGCUGACCUGGAGCAGAUUGGGAUUAGCAAACCUGCACAAAGACGAUUAUGGGAUGCUCUGAAACGCUACAAGUCCUCACGAAUACGGUCGUGGAUGCCAAAGGCUCCCAGCGGACGAGGUCCAGAUGGAGGGGAGCAGUGGAGCAGCUCUGGUCCUGCCCAGGUCCAGGAAGGCAGCAGCCGGGCCUUGCCCAGUUUAAUCCAGGAUAGUGAGCUGGUUCUGGGAGAGAAAUUGGGCUCCGGGUCCUUCGGUGUGGUGAAAAGGGGAGAGUGGCAUACACCUACUGGAAAAACCCUUCCUGUGGCAGUAAAGUCCCUACGUAGCAGCAUGAGCAAGCAGACGGAUAUGUUAACAGACUUCCUGUUAGAAGUGACCACCAUGCAGUCGCUAGACCACCCACACAUUAUUCGACUGUACGGUGUGGUGCUUACCCAGCCCCUCAAAAUGGUCACAGAACUAGCCCCCUUGGGUUCGCUAUACGACACACUACGCUUGCGUCAGUUCGAGUACCCGCUGCUGCGCAUGUGGCUCUUUGCCACACAAAUUGCGGCUGGUAUGGACUACCUAGAGACCCGCCGCUUCAUUCACAGGGACCUGGCAGCCAGGAAUGUUCUUUUGGCUUCCAAAGAGAUGGUCAAGAUCGGGGAUUUCGGCCUGAUGAGGGGACUGAGUCAAGAAGUGGACCACUACAUCAUGUCAGCGCAUAGACGGAUCCCGUUUGCAUGGUGUGCUCCGGAGAGUCUCCGUGUGGGCUCCUUUUCUCAUUGCUCGGACGUGUGGAUGUUUGGCGUCACCCUAUGGGAAAUGUUCACCUACUGUGACGAGCCGUGGUUCGGUCUGUCGGGAAAACAGAUCCUGUGGCGCGUGGAACGCGAGGGGGAGCGCUUGGAAAAACCGCCAGAUUGUCCCCUGGAGAUGUACGGCAUCAUGAGGAGAUGUUGGCAGUGCAACCCGUCCGACCGACCCACCUUUGCCCAGCUCAUCACAAUGGUGGCAGAGGCUAAACCAAUGGAAGUCCAAGCCACGAGAGACUUCGCAGAACCUCGGAAACUUGCGCUUCUGCCAAACGACCUUGUGACUGUUGUAGAACACGGUCUGGAGCUUAGCGAGUGGCGGGGCCAGAACCAGAGGACACUAACCGUCGGAUGGUUCCCCCCAAGCAUCAUAGUGCCGCCAACCCCUGUGGCAUCUGUGGCCAGCGCCUCCUCUAUUACAAGCACCUCCAGUCAUCCAGGCCCCGUAAAUUACAUCUCACCUCCAGUGAAGGGGAGUCUGCAGCACACUGGUCACGGGGACAUCCAUCCGGAUCGUAACUGGGGAACACCUGAGAAACUGGAAGACACUGGUGGCAGCUGGAGACAAGGCUCUACCAGAGAGAAGGAGGGAUCCAAUCUGCAGAAAAUGUCAGGAUUUUCACGAAGCCUGGAGUCGGUCUUAAACGGCCAUGAGUCACGUUCCCAGCCGAUAGGUUCGGCCAAAGCGGACCACCAGGGCCGACCGUUUGUGCCGACGGCCCGCAGCGUGGUGGUGCAGCAGGACACCCGCCGCUUCAGCGAAGCCAGCAUUCAACCGCCUCCCAGACCGCCGCCUCCCAAUUACAAGCGACUCAACUGGAAGAAUCAGAAACGACCUACGGUCCACCCGGGGUCGCACCAGGGUUCCUCUUGGCCUCCUCAGGUGGUGCUGGUUGCCUCCUCUUCUUCGGCCCCGCCGCUUCUACCUCAUUACCCACCACCACCCCCACCCCCGCCCAGCGCCGUAAACCCCAACCUGGCCAAAAUGUCCCAAAUGGCACGGUCCACCCCACAACUGGACGACCACGUGGACGGCAGAGAACGGGUUAGAGAGCGGGAGAAGCCAUCCUACGUCCAGUACACGCGAGACAACCUUGUCUCGCAGGUUAUGGAUUCCGUUCAUGGAGUGACCAUUGAGGAGGUUCGAAAUGCUCUACAACGUACUGAGUGGAACCCAAUGCGAGCUGAACAGCACCUCAAGUUGGAGCAGCUGUACUCACUGAGUCUUUGUUCCCGAGAGGACUGCCUAAGGAUCCUCUCCAGGUACCAGUGGAACCUUCAGUUGGCCAGCCGCUACCUGAUCCGGUGGUCGCGCGACGACCGAUCCGCUUCCGGAGAGAGGGAUCGAACGACUGUUAUCUCAGAGAGACGAGUGUAAGAACAAAAAGAAAGACAACAUAAAGAUGGAUGAUGGCAAUUUAUCGGACACAUUUAUAAAGACGGUACUUUUUUAUAUUGUUGCUGACUUACUAUAUUUUAUGUCAUACUGGUUGUAAAUAUUAGGUUCAAUAAAUUCAUCUGAUCGAC